Morus notabilis is the source of this 1701-nucleotide messenger RNA. RefSeq names its product transcription factor MYB16. The coding region runs from base 301 to 1470 and encodes 389 amino acids. The record is from RefSeq and is a predicted model, not a curated record. The transcript has 3 exons. Lineage: Eukaryota; Viridiplantae; Streptophyta; Magnoliopsida; Rosales; Moraceae.
UUUUCAUCCAUCUAUAUAUGUAGCUAGUAGAAAAAAGGGUACUAUUGUCAUGUAAAUUUCUACACAAACACACACUAGUCACUGAACAAAUUUAUUUCUUUAUCCCAUUUAUGUCGCUGACCUCUCUCUCCUCUCUACGACUCUACCCAUCUCUUCAUUUACAAAGCAAAGUGACAAAUCCACAUUCUCUCUCUCUCUCUCUCUUCCUAAGUACCACUUCUCCAUUAUUAUUUAUUUUGUUUUAUAAGGAAGCGCGGAAACCGCUAGUUUCUUUGGUCGAUUUUUCCACCAAAUCUCCAGAUGGGUCGGUCACCAUGCUGCGACAAGGUGGGCUUGAAGAAAGGACCUUGGACUCCUGAAGAAGACCAGAAACUCUUGGCUUAUAUUGAAGAACAUGGCCAUGGAAGCUGGCGUGCCUUACCAGCAAAAGCAGGGCUUCAGAGAUGUGGAAAGAGCUGCAGACUAAGAUGGACUAAUUAUUUGAGGCCUGAUAUCAAGAGGGGAAAGUUCAGUUUGCAAGAAGAACAAACCAUUAUUCAACUCCAUGCUCUACUAGGGAACAGGUGGUCGGCUAUAGCAACCCACUUGCCAAAGAGAACAGAUAACGAGAUCAAAAAUUACUGGAACACCCACCUCAAGAAAAGGCUAGCCAAAAUGGGAAUAGACCCUGUGACCCACAAGCCCAAAAACGACCUCCUCUCAAACGACGGUGCUCAAUCCAAAAACGCAGCCAAUCUUAGCCACAUGGCUCAGUGGGAGAGUGCUCGGCUCGAAGCCGAAGCCCGGCUCGUCAGAGAAUCUAAGCUCCGAAACAACUCAUGUUCCUCACACUACUCGGCUCCAAAGCCAGCCGAGCUGCUCACUACUGCUGCUGCUGCUGCUAAUUCCAACAUUAUCAUGCCUAAUUGGAAUAAUAAUGUCGUUUGGUCGAAGUCAACUGUCGUUCGCGGAGACCUUGAGUCUCCCACGUCAACACUUACCUUCUCGGCCGAAAAACGCAGUAACAAUGCUGUCGUUCAUGAGUUUGUUGGGUCUUCCUCUGCCUCCUCCGAGACCGGGAUGAUCAAAGAAGAAGGAGAGCAAGAUUGGAAAGGAUUUGGAAAUAAUAAUAAUAACUCUACUACUAGUUUGAACGACCAACAUUAUGAUCAAGAAGGGUUGGAGAAUUCGUUGUCGUUUACUUCAGGGCUUGGAGUUGGAGGGACGUGGACAAGUAGUACUACUAGUGCUAAUAAUGCUCAUGAUGUUGGCAUUGACGUUAAUAUUAUUGCUGAGGAUCAGGGGUUCACUAGUCUUUUGCUUAACAAUUCCGACGACCGGAGUUUGUCCGAUGGCGGCGGCUGCGACUCCGACAACGGUACCCGUGGGAGUGGAAGUGGGAGUGAUCAGCACUAUCAUGAUAAUGAGAAUUAUUGGAAUAGCAUUCUCAAUUUGGUGAACUCUUCACCUUCUGAUUCUCCAAUGUUCUAAGAUUAAUUCCCGGCCACACACAAGGUUGACUUUGAAACCUCUAGUCAAACCCCGGUUAAGCACUCUCGGUCUUAUUUUUAUUUUUAUUUUUUUUAAUGUUGUGAAUUAUAAGUUAGGUUAAUACCACAUAGAAAUAUUAUUUGCCAAAAUUGUUACUAGUUCUUCCACGGUAUUCAGAUAUAUGUGACAUGUAAUAAAAUGGUUCACAUGCUUUGGUAUAGUUGUGAAAGC